Etheostoma spectabile (orangethroat darter) is the source of this 10058-nucleotide messenger RNA. Its product is annotated as neuroligin-3. NCBI's taxonomy places the organism in Eukaryota, Metazoa, Chordata, Actinopteri, Perciformes, Percidae. Gene Ontology annotation, molecular function: neurexin family protein binding. The transcript has 8 exons. Bases 586 to 3165 code for a protein of 859 amino acids. The record is from RefSeq and is a predicted model, not a curated record. Gene Ontology annotation, cellular component: membrane.
GGGAUCGCGCCGCGCGCUCCCGCGAAGCUCGUGUUGAGCCGAAGAGUCCAUGCAAAAGCAUCAAAACGCACCAGGACUAGGAGGAGAGCUUUCCGCUGAAGAAAAAGAAAAGAAAAGAAAAAAAACACAUAGCAUGGAAGAAAAGCAUUAACAUGAGAGCGGAGUGAGGAUGAUGAGAGACGGUACCGCUUCACAGGAAGGUCAUUCCCGAAAAACCUAAGCAGUGCGCACAAUAUACGGAUAUUUGGAGUAUACGCGACUGCAAGUGAAGACCCCGAAACAGUGAAACAUUGCCCCGGCUUUCUAUUUUCAGAAAACCAAGGCAUGGAGGGAUUUACGUCUCGACAAGGCAGUACGGGAUAGAAGAUCUGACGAGCGGAGAGAGGACGGUGAAUAAGGACCUCGCUGCGGAGAGGAGCUGCGCAACAGUGACUGUUUCUCCUCGUCUGUGUCGGGCUCCAGUAUCACAGCUGAUGACUGUCCCCCAGGUGGCUGGACUGCAGGGCUGAGUGGGAAGUUUUUUGCUGUGGGGGGUUCCCCGGCUUGUAUGUUGGUCACUUGCAGUUGCACUCGCUCACAGGGACCAUGUGGUUUUCUCCAAGGAGAAGUUGUCUCCCCUCGCAGAACUCGCACGGUGCCCACAGUUGCACUUUCAAUUUCAACGUGUCCUUGUGGGUGUUCAGUUUUUGUUGGUGCUUUGUGGCCGUGAGAGGUCAGAACUACCACCCCACUGUGAACACGCAGUAUGGGAAACUCCGAGGGGUGAGGGUGCCCCUGCCUAGUGAGAUCCUGGGGCCAGUGGACCAGUAUCUGGGGGUUCCGUAUGCCGCCUCCCCAGUUGGAGAAAAACGCUUCAUGCCCCCUGAGCCUCCUUCCUCCUGGUCAGGGAUCAAGAACGCCACUCACUUUGCUCCUGUCUGCCCCCAAAAUAUUCACAACGCUGUGCCAGAGAUCAUGAUGCCUAUAUGGUUCACCUUCAACCUGGAUAUAGUUACUACAUACAUACAGGAUCAACACGAGGAUUGUCUUUAUCUAAACAUCUAUGUUCCAACUGAGGAUGUCAAAAGAAUAUCCAAGGAAUGUGCCAGGAAACCCAACAAGAAAAUGUGUAGAAAAGGAGGGGCCCAUGCAAAAAAACAGGGCGAGGAUUUAGCGGAUAACGACGGUGAUGAAGAUGAAGACAUACGAGAUACUGGGGCCAAACCUGUGAUGGUCUACAUCCACGGAGGAUCCUACAUGGAGGGGACUGGCAACAUGAUCGAUGGGAGCGUCCUGGCCAGCUAUGGAAAUGUCAUCGUUAUCACUCUCAACUAUCGGGUCGGCGUCCUCGGCUUUCUAAGUACGGGGGACCAGGCUGCUAAAGGGAACUACGGGCUCCUGGACCAGAUCCAGGCUUUAAGGUGGAUCAGCGAGAACAUUGGCUUCUUCGGAGGAGACUCCAACCGCAUCACUGUGUUUGGUUCUGGGAUCGGAGCAUCCUGCGUCAGCCUGCUCACCCUCUCCCACCACUCUGAAGGUCUGUUCCACAGAGCCAUCAUUCAGAGUGGGUCAGCCCUCUCCAGCUGGGCAGUGAACUACCAGCCGGUCAAGUAUACGCGUCUUCUGGCGGAGAAGGUAGGCUGUAAUGUCCUGGAUACCUUAGACAUGGUGGACUGUCUGAGAAAAAAGAGCUCCAGGGAGCUGGUGGAGCAGGACAUACAACCAGCGAGGUACCAUGUGGCCUUUGGACCUGUAAUCGAUGGGGAUGUUAUCCCUGAUGACCCGGAGAUCCUGAUGGAGCAGGGCGAGUUCCUCAACUACGACAUCAUGCUGGGGGUCAACCAGGGUGAGGGGCUGCGCUUUGUGGAGAACGUGGUGGAUUCAGAGGAUGGCGUGUCUGGAAACGACUUUGACUUCUCCGUGUCAGACUUUGUGGACAGUCUGUAUGGGUACCCGGAAGGCAAGGACACGUUGAGGGAGACCAUUAAGUUCAUGUACACAGACUGGGCAGACAGAGACAAUCCCGAGACCAGGCGCAAGACACUGGUGGCUCUGUUCACCGACCACCAGUGGGUGGAGCCAUCGGUGGUAACGGCUGAUCUCCAUGCUCGCUACGGCUCACCCACCUACUUCUACGCUUUUUACCACCACUGCCAGAGCCUGAUGAAGCCAGCGUGGUCAGACGCCGCCCACGGGGACGAGGUGCCCUAUGUUUUUGGAAUUCCCAUGAUUGGUCCCACUGACCUUUUCCCCUGUAACUUCUCAAAGAACGAUGUCAUGCUCAGUGCUGUGGUCAUGACCUACUGGACCAACUUUGCCAAGACCGGGGAUCCAAACAAACCCGUUCCUCAAGACACCAAGUUCAUCCACACCAAGGCCAACCGCUUUGAAGAGGUGGCCUGGUCUAAGUACAACCCCCAGGACCAGCUCUACUUGCAUAUUGGCCUGAAGCCACGCGUGCGCGACCACUACCGCGCUACCAAAGUGGCCUUCUGGAAACACCUAGUGCCCCACUUGUACAACCUCCACGACAUGUUCCACUACACCUCCACCACCACCAAAGUGCCCCCACCAGAAACCACCCAGAACACCUUGUCCACCAAGAGGCCCAACGGGAAAACGUCCUGGCCGUUCAACACCAAGCGGCCUCCCAUGUCCCCGGCCUACAACAAUGAGGACAAAGACACUUGGAAUGACGACGAGGAGACCGGGCCUCUGGUGGUGGAGAACCCACGGGAUUACUCCACAGAGCUCAGCGUCACUAUUGCUGUGGGAGCUUCGCUGCUGUUCCUCAAUGUGCUGGCUUUCGCAGCCCUCUACUACCGCAAGGACAAGCGGCGGCAGGAUUCCGGCCAUGGGCAGCCCAGCCCGCAACGCCAGACCACCUCCAACGACAUUGGCCACCACGCGCCCGAGGAGGAGAUCAUGUCGCUGCAGAUGAACCAGACGCACCAUGAGUGCGAGGCGGGGAACAGCAAUGAGGGGGCACUACGCUUGGCUUCGCUGCCCGACUACACGCUCACUCUGCGGCGCUCUCCGGACGACAUUCCUCUAAUGACCCCCAACACCAUCACCAUGAUCCCCAAUUCCCUGGUGGGCAUGCCCAACCUGCACCCCUACAACACCUUCACAACCGGCUUCAACUCCACAGGCCUGCCGCACUCCCACUCAACCACCCGCGUAUAGCUUUAAGAAGGCCAGGGGCAGCCGGGCAGGCGGGGGAGGAGGCGGCGGUGGUGCUGGAAGAGGGGUAGGAGGAUGAACGACAGAGGAGAGGAUUGUGUUUUAUAAAUAUCACUGGGAGGGGGGGGGCUGCGAUGGGGAGGGGGAAGGGCAUGAGUCGGAUUAAAACGUGAAGAGAUUUAACUAGACUUUUACUACGAGGAGAGUUGCUGAGAGCUCUCUAUGGAUGUCAAGUUGUGCAGAGCUGCCAAAAUCAAACUGCUUCCCUUCUCCUGAUCCGGGGAGGGGUCUUUCUGCAGUGUUUUUUUUCUAAAAUAAUCAUUUUAAAAGCCUUUUUAAGCAGACUAAGGAGAUAUCAACACUUAUCUUGAAUUCAUAACAAAAACAAAGAGAAGUGCUUUUUAUUAUUUCCCAUCCCUUCCUCCUGCGGGAGACACAUUUCGAACAAUGGCCUCUACGUCAAUAUUCGCAAAAUGUUUUUAAUUGCUUCUUUGUUUUGUUUUACGUUUCAAUGCCUUACAAAGCUUGUUCUUUUUUGUCAUUAUUUCUAUUCCCUGAGACAAUUCCAAGUGGAGUGUGUUACAAGUCGAUGAGACUCAAAGAUGAGAGACUGAAUCCAGGAUGGGAACCUAGAGGAUAUGCAGAUGUAGAGAUUUAAACCCAUUUUGGGCAACUCUUUUUUUUUUUUUUCUGUUGCGUACCAACACAACAGCCACACAAAUGGUGUUAUCUUUUUUAUCUCGUAUAGAAAUUAUUUGUCUGGGAAAAGCUCCUGCCGGGAGAUGAGAAGGCGGAGAUGAAUACUAUGUUACUGUGAUUGUUUUGCUAAGAAAAAAAGUGCAUCUUUUACAGCCAAUUUAUCUGUUAAGCUAUCUGAUAUUAUCUCCACAAAGUGUGCACGUACACAUGCUGCUUAGAGCAUCUGUGUGUUUGUGUGCAUGUGAAAAUGAUUUCUUGUUCCUUGCGCGGAAGCGCGGUUAAGGGGAUGAGAUAAAGGAAGAGACACAUUGUCGGAACUUGCAAAAGCAAGAGUGGCGAGUGAGUGGGUCUGGAUGUGCGAGAGCGUUUCAGAGCGUGUGUGUGGGUGGGUGUGUGUGUGUGUCCGUGCACCUGUUUUUUGUUUGUAGGUUGUAUAAUGUGUUUUUUUCGGGGUGGGGGUGCUGGGGGGAGGGGGGCCGAGUACUUUCUCAUGUUGUUGAUUUUGGUUCACCGCCAGUAGUGUUUCUGCUGCGUCUCUGGGUGUCUGUCUUUGCGAAAUAGCACUUUUGUUAUUUUCAAAGUUAUAUAUGUCUAAUUUUGCUUAAAGAUUACAAAAUAAAUCUAUUAUUUUACGUGUAAGAGAAAAAAAUAGCUAAAAAUUCAACUGAACUAACUGACAUGAUUCCAUUGACUUUGUAAGAGUUCCUCUUAAAAAGCAGACAGUGGCCUGUUUGCACUGAAUAAACCUACAUCAGUGCACACUUGUAUUUCUUUGAAUAUAUAUAUAUAAAUAUGGGCAUACAUAUAUAUAUGUAUAGGGCUUCUAUGGAGAUACCACUUCCACUUACAAAACAAUUAAACACUGCAAUGCACCAACACAAAUAUUUUCGAUGUAUUGUUAACAUUUCAAACAUCCUAAGCCAAGACUUCUCUAGGUGUCUUUGUAAGAGCUCUAUAUGUAUAUUUAUGUAUAAAAUAUUUAAUAUUUAUUUAUGUAUACCAGAUGCAUACAUGCUGAUUGUGCCAUGUGCCAAAUUAAAAUUGUAAAAAAUGAAGAAUAUAAAGUUUGACAAAACUUUUUUUCUCUCUUGAUCAAAGUUCUUUACCCCCCUUUUAUGACUUUAUUAUUUCCCUUUUGAAUGAGUUAAAAAAGAAACAUUCUUGCAGCAAGUGCAAGUCUACCCCCCAGGACUUCCUCUCUACCUCCCUCUUCCUUUCUCCCCUCCUCCCUCUCUCCUUUUCUCUCGCUGAAACCUUUGAGAAAAACAGGCUAACUGCUUGGGGCCUAUCUGCGUGCAUAACUCCACAUUUUACUGUAAUUCAUGCAAAGUAGUGCUUCAGCAAUGGGAGAUUGUGAAGAGAUUGCCUUGAUGUACUCGCAUUGCAUCUUAUUAUAUGUUAUUCUCGGGGAGAAAACUGGAGUUAUUGAUUCUGCGAGUAAAACUGACAAUUUUCAAUAAGUAUCUCGGCAUAGUACAGAUUGUCUCCAGCGCUACAGCAAAGUGCAGGAAUGUGACCUGACCAGUGAUCCUAGAUCAGUGUUGCAAUUCCUAAAUACUUUAUGCACAUAAACCUCAACAUGUUUAUGAAGUAUUCCAUAAUAACUUCCUCUGGUAUUGUAUGAUUGGAGAUGCAGCAGAGCGAGAAGCCUGGUCUGGUCAGCUCAUCACCGAUCCUGCCAGUAGCAGAAAGAGAGAAAGAGUUGUUUGAGGGAAAUUGCUUUGAGACUGAUCUAUAUGAGUCAUCUUGUUUUUGCUCAUCUUGCUUUAUAUGGGGUUCACAACCUAAUCAGCCACCGUCUUCAACUGAGCUGCCGCCACUAAGAAAGAAACAGGACGUUGGUUUUCACCUGGAGCUGUCUCACACAUAUAGAAACAUUCAAUAAUGGCUCUGUGCUUGUGCUUUUGUAAGGAGUAGGUUGUGCAAAUAGCCUAACUUGUUUCUGUAGCAAUAAUAUCAACGAUACCUUGUUUUCUGGAAUGAAAUUAGCAAACAUUAUGGCGAUGAUGGCAUAUUGGUGAACGAAAAUAUUUCUAAAUAUUCCUCACUGCCAAAUGGAUGUGAACCAUUCAUAUUGGAAUAUGAGAUUUGAUUCUCCUAUAUUACUUUGCAAAACUUUUUCUUUUCUUUUUUUUACUCCGCUAACCAUGCAGAAAGUUUUGGGUGUACUUGUCAAGGUUUUGAGAAAUUGAGUUAUUUUUUGGCAGCCAUACCAAUACAAUGAAAGCUGAUGGAAUUUCAUUUCUGGUGCAUACAGCUUUGAAAUAUGACAUUUAAACGAAAAAAAAAAAAUGUGACCUCUAUUUUCAGAAAAAAACUGUCCUUUCUUGAAGACAUUCUUCUAAAAGUUGGAACUAUUUCUUGGUAGGAAGUAGUUUUAAUAAAAACUGUUAAGUGUUGGUUAACUGUUGACUGACUGUUGACAGUGAGCCUGUGUAUCAUUCAGAGUAAUAAAGACAAGUUGCAGUUGAAUUCUUAAACGCUACUACAAUCAAUUUUUUUUUUACUAACAUUAGUUAAAAUGACUUGUUUUUAAAGGGAAAACCCACAGAUAGUUAUUGCUGACUCUGCAGUUCCCCUUGGUUCUACAGAGAAUUUCAGCAUUUGAUUUUAUUAGCACAUUGUUUUGGUUAAUGGCUCGCAACUUUGCAUCUACCUUUUGGUUCUUUUCACUGCUCUCAUAGUGUCAUUUGCUUACACAACCAGGGGCGUAGCACAAAAUUCUGGACCCUGUAGAAAGGCAUUUUCUAUGGGCCCCUCCCCACAUCCACAGCUAUUCAUUCUAGCAUCUUUUUGGGCCCUCCUCACACGAGGGCCCUGGGUACUCAGUCCCCUUUCUUUCCCCAGUCCAAUGGCCCUGUACGCAACCGUCGUACGCUACCUGCCCAACAUCAAACAGCGGGCAGAUAAAAUUAGCAGCCAGGGGGUUAUUGCACAAAAGCAGAAUUUAUAAAUCCAGGAUAACUGAUAAAACGAGGCUUGACAAAGUCUAAUCUGUGCAUCCUGGCUUGGUGUGUUUCACGAAGGCCAAGCCAGGCUGAGGAGGAGCGACUAGGUCAAACCAGGCUGAAGUAAUUCGGAUUGAUGCGCGUUCACGGCUUUGCUCAAAUGUCCACCAGGUUGAUAACAGAUUUACUGAUGCUAAAAUAAUAAAUAAUAUAAUGCAGUGUGCAUACUUUAUACAGAAUGAGCAGCAGCAGCUUCUUAUGGAAGUAUGAUAACUUAAAACACAUUAUUUGUAAAAAAAAAAAAGAAACACGGCCGCUGUAAUGAAACAGUGAGAGAAAGCGUGGCAGAUGAUCACAGACUGCCUGAAUGCGUAAGUAGCCUAAAAAUAUACUUUAACUGAUCACUGUUCUGAAUUAAAACCGGAGUUAGGCUAUUUGCACAAACGAACAGUUGUACUCUUUACCCUUAAAAGUGAGCAGAAGACUAAUGUUACGCAGGAAAUUUACCAUGAAGAUCAAUUACAUAAGCCUAUGAUGCGUAAAUAUUUCUCUCCCUCACUCUCUCUCCUUCUCUCUCAUAUGGGCUAAAAUAUACUGUAAAUUACCUAAGUAACAAUAACUCGCUUUGCAGGCAAAGUGUACAACAGUUCCUUUGUGGAAAUAAUUAGCUUCACUUCUUAAAUUGUUUCAUUUAAAAUCAGUAGUUCAUAAAUGUAUAUUUUUAGAAAUCAUUUAGUUGGUGCGCUAUUAUCUGCCAUGCUUUUUGUCACUGUUUUUCUUUUACAGAGGCAGAGUUUCCUUCUUUACAUAUUAGUAUAAUGCUUUGCUUCCUCGUAUGCCUACAUAUGGACAUAUAAAAGACACUGAAGAAAUUAGACUCUGAAAUAUAGAAACUAUAAAGAUAAUUAAGAGAUAAAUAGCCCCGUAAACAAUGACUGUAACACAGUGUCUUCAUCAGUUAUUUCCCUCCAGAAAAAUAUAAGUUCCAACUUUACCUACUUUAAUUAAGGAGGAUUGUACAAUUAGGAUAUAAGUGGUUAUAAUUAUGCAAUCCUCCCAAACUUCAGUUCCCUGGAGAGAACACGCAUUGUGUGCUAAGAAAGCCAAAUUACGUAGAUGUACAUGGAAGAGGAACAUAGAUGAUCCUUUGUUAAAGAAUACAAAAAGAAUCAAACUAAAAUGAUUAAAGGUGUAUUGUCUCUGACCAGUCUGCCAUUGUUAGAUCCACUAACACAUGAAUAGGAUAUAUUAUUCUUCAUUGCUGACUUCAUUUAAAAUACAUUUGUAACUGUAUCAGCCUUUUCUAAUUAUCCCAACAACUGUCAUAAUACAUUCACCAAACUUGUAACAAUAUGAACAGCAGUUUUCAUACAGUAAUAUAACAGUAACAAUGACUGUCACAUGAACAAUUAUAAAAAUGUUGGUGAACUUUAAAUAAUAACAGUGCUUAACUGAAAAGCAAUAUGUACCUGUUUUUUAAUGCAGGCCAAUAAUAAUAGGGUCAAAACCACUGCUGAGUUAACAGAAAAGGCCCCAGGAUUAAUAAAGCCUUAGGUGCCUCUGCUUUUUUCAAGUCAAGGCGAAAUUCCUCCUGGAUAACUGAAAUAUCCAGGCUUAGUCCUUUAUCCUGGUUUACUGCAAUACCCCUCUGGUGGUGAACACAACAUUUAGCAGCUACCUUAAGAAAGAAGACGUAUACUUCCCUCAGGAGUAGAUGGAGAGCAUAAUAUAGCUAAAAUGAGAGUGAAAUUGACUUACAUGCAUCAGGUAAAAAAGAUGCAUCUAAAUAAAUGUUGCUCCUGAAUGUGUAAAUAAGCAACUGUUGCUAACAAGUUCACCGUAUCAACUAAGUGUUAUGUGGCCAAAAAUAAGAUUAAAUUAAAUUAAAGAUUUUAUGUUGUUAGCACCAAAAACAACAUUUCAACCACCAUUCCCUUUAUUAUUGAUGCAAUAUUUAUCAUAAGCAAAGUCCAUUUGCUGAUGAAGGCCAUGAGAUGCGGCAUCAAUCUGCUGAGUGUUAGUUUUUAAAAUAUGUUUUGUCUGUUGUUUUUUUGUUUGUUUGUUCUUGCUGUUUAGUUGACCUGGACCUUUUAAGGCAAAAUAUGUUUCAAAGUAGUCCUCUCGUCUGAUCUGCCAUCAGUGGUGGGAGGUCAGUUCCCAUUGGCUCCAACAUAGACACAUACAGUGGCACAGGGCUAAAAUUGAGUUGAGAGUGAAGUAUCAAAGGGAAGAAAUGUCAUGGGAGGGCAAGUUGUUUUUUUGCCAUGUAAUUUUCCCAUAUGCUGUUAAAGCAGAGCAGAUGUCACUGUGUAUUGGCAGGGGAAGACCUGGUGGCCUCGGGGACACAGUUUGGGGUACAUGGCUCUGUGAAGAGCCACAUUUUUAAGUGUCGGACCAAACGGGAAGACCACUGAAAGUGCAGUGUGAGAAAAUGAGGUCAAACUCCUUCAGCAAUCAGACACCUGAAGGCUGAAUGGAAUUAGCCCAAGCUUCCUGUGACAAGAAUCACUGCAAGUAGAAAAAUGGGACAGUUAUGAGCGAGACACUUUUUCACAGUCGAGAAUUGUUUGCAGUUCAGUGAGUGUGUUUUGAAAGUGACAACAUUCUAGGGUUGGCUGGAAUACCCCGAUGGGGUUUGUGACUGCCUCGACAGCAGGGAAGACAAACCCAGCCUCGGAAAUGGAUGUGCCAAAUUACACAGUGCCACCCGCUGGGAGAGAGCGGCAGGUGGUGUGUGUGUGUGUGUGUGUGUGUGUGUGUGUGUGUGUGUGGUGUGUGUGUGGGUGCAGAAAUUGAGAAUUUUAUUUCUACCACAAUGAACGCGUUGUUACUUAUAUUUCCUCUCACCCUCUCCCUCACCUCUCUCUUCCUGUGUCUCGUUUGUCUUUGCUCUCGCCUUCUCUUCUCUUUUAUGCAGUUUUUUUCAUCCUCCCUCACACAAAAUGCAAUCUGAGCAGCUCUACCACUGUCUCACACCGACACAACUUGCCCAUUUUCUCUUUCUUCUGCUUUGUAAAGUACCAUAAUCUAGACUGCUCGCUCGUUUCCAAUCAUUUAGGGUCUAAUUUUGUUGAGUUACUAUGUUUCUCUGCUGACUAAGCCGCUAAUUAACAUUACUUAUUGGAACACAGAGGAGAAUCAGUCACUCAACCAAAACUCUUUUAGUUUAAAUUUAAAUAGCCUGUUUUUCUCCAAAGGGAAAUCAUUCUGCUUUCUGUCAAAACAUCAAAAAUCUAUUAUUUCCACGUG